AUGAGACGACAAAGCGCAAUGUACUGGCUUUCACUCCUGCUGGCGGCUUCGACAGCCCUGGCCAAGACUUCCACCACGACUUCAUUUGAAAUCUGUAAUACGGUCUAUGGCUCGACUUCUACCUUUGUCCGGACGGUCAACAGCCUUUCUACUGCCACGAGCAUCGCUAUACUAACAACCACUUCCACCCCCACUGUAAUAUCAACUGCAGCUGCGAAGACCAUCACCUCAGUGGUAACAGACACAGUUCUCGCGACCAGAAUCCUCGAUCAGAGCACCAGUACCUUUUCCACCACCGUUACAUCGUCAAUCAUCGUGACCGUCUAUGACACCGUUACGGAUAUCGAGACAGUGACCAGCGAUACCACAGUCACUACAACCCCGACCACAACUAUCCCUCCCCCCGCCGACUUCACAGCUGCCUCUGCACUGAGCCAGCCUCCCCCAAUCCUCCAAGGCGUGAAACGGACGCCUUUCGCCAAAGCUGCAGCCGCAGCCCCAGCUCCCCAGACGGUUACGAUCCACGCAGCCCCAGCUCCCCAGACGGUUACGAUCCACGCAGCCCAAGCCAGCGCCGCUGCUGAAGAUGGUUUAUACCCUAGCAUCGUGACCUGUGCCGGCCUCGUUGAGGUCUACAGCACGAGCACCAUCGUCAGAGACGCCACCAAGACCUCCACUGUCGUCGUCACCCCCUCUGCAAAGACAACCACGUCCACAACCCACCCCACCUCCACUAUAACCCUCGUCCCCGUUCCCGCCUCGACGACAGUAACCAUCACUACCAACAUCAUCAAAUCUACCGCAGUGUUGACCACCACCAAGUCCACUGAGACCAAAACAAACACAGCGACGAUCCAAGCCCCCACGCAAACAGAGUACGCCGCCUGCGGGCCAGACAACCAAAUCCGCACCAUCAACGGCCGCAACAUCACCGAGGUAGUCGUCACCGGCACGUACGAGACGAUCUCCUCCUCCACGCCGUACGACUGCUGCGUCGCGUGUCUCAACCACGACGCUCCUUGCGCCGGGUAUCUCGCUGCUGCGGGCGCCGGGUGCUAUCUCAUUCUUCCGGGGAAUGGGAAUUGUACUCCGGGGUCGGAGUUGGUGAAUCUUGGGGAUGGGGUUGAUGGGUUUACGGUUGGGAAUUCGGGGUGUGGGGCUUUUGGGGUUGGCACUUUUGCUUGA
Molecule: messenger RNA, 1185 nt
Organism: Aspergillus homomorphus CBS 101889
Lineage: Eukaryota; Fungi; Ascomycota; Eurotiomycetes; Eurotiales; Aspergillaceae
Exons: 5
Coding region: 1-1185 (394 amino acids)
Source: RefSeq, a predicted model, not a curated record